Molecule: messenger RNA, 1074 nt
Organism: Paracoccidioides brasiliensis Pb18
Exons: 1
Coding region: 1-1074 (357 amino acids)
Biological process (GO): regulation of DNA-templated transcription
Molecular function (GO): histone acetyltransferase activity
Source: RefSeq, a predicted model, not a curated record
AUGUCUUCGAAUGAUCAUCCCUCUUCUGCCCACUCUCCGAAACCAGGCCCUGACCGCAACGUCAAAAGUGUGGUACUGGGCAAUAUCCUUUUCAAGACCUGGUUCCACUCACUCUAUCCAGAGGAGCUGGUUGGCAAGGACACAGACAGAUUGUAUGUCUGUCGAUGGUGCUUCCGCUACUCUUGCAAUGAAGAGACGUAUCUGGGUCACGUCCGCGUUUGCGAGCACAGAUCCACCCCACCAGGCACAAAGGUUUACGAUUGGCGGGGUUAUUCGGUGUGGGAAAUAGACGGCGAAGACUGGAAACUCUAUACGCAGAACCUAUCACUGUUUGCAAAACUCUUCCUGGACCAUAAAUCCGUCUUCUUCGAUGUCACGUCUUUCCUCUAUUAUAUCCUUGUCUUUACCAAUCCGCGAGAUCAAAACGAUUAUUAUGUCCUCGGGUAUUUUUCAAAGGAGAAAAUGUCUUGGGAUUCCAAUAACCUUGCCUGUAUUCUCAUCUUCCCGCCAUACCAACAUAAACAAUUGGGCAAAAUGCUCAUGGGGAUCAGUUACAAGUUGAGUGCCUGGGAGUGGGAAGGGGGUGUCAUUGGCGGUCCAGAACGACCGCUUAGUGAGAUGGGAAGAAGGAGCUAUUUAAGGUUCUGGGAGGAGAGAAUUGCUAGAUUCUUCCUUCUUGGACCCCCUGGAGCUGACCCUUACGGCUGGAGGACCCCAUCCUCAUCGAGGUCGACAGCUGGCGCAAAGGCAGCAAAGAAGAAACCUGUCAGGGAGGAAAUGACAGUUCAGGAAAUUGGUCAGUCGAUCGGGAUGCUGGUUGAAGAUGUCAUUACUGCCUUGAAAGAUAUGGGGAUCGUGGAGCCGGAUAAACCGGCCAAGAAGCGCAAAAGGGCCCUGUCGUCAUCGUCUGGAGUUGUGGAAUGUGAUGUUGAAGCUGCCGUGGUGAGAAAACAGAGUGUUUUGGAGUGGGCUAAGACUCAUAGGGUUAAUCUUAGGGACCCCGUUGUAGAAGAAGGGUUCCUGGGCGAAUGGGCUCCUGAAGAGGAAGUUCAGGAGGCGGAAGAAGGGGAUUAA